Messenger RNA from Scylla paramamosain (green mud crab), 5905 nucleotides. RefSeq names its product cilia- and flagella-associated protein 43-like. Gene Ontology annotation, cellular component: axoneme. The coding region runs from base 662 to 3628 and encodes 988 amino acids. Lineage: Eukaryota; Metazoa; Arthropoda; Malacostraca; Decapoda; Portunidae. The transcript has 19 exons. The record is from RefSeq and is a predicted model, not a curated record. Gene Ontology annotation, biological process: cilium assembly.
GAAGCCGUAACCAUGACAACACUCGGAUUGUAGUGGUGGUGAUGGUGGUGGUAGUGCGUGCGUGCGUGCAAGAGAGCAUCCGGUCAAGCCCAAACAAAACCAAACAUCGUACUUUUCUAUAUAUACUAACCAAGGAAGGCCACAGGAAGAGAAUAUUGAGGUACAGAGGAUUAGGCUGCGUUGUAGUAAGCUUGAAAAAUAACAGUAGUGGCCGUUAUAUUAUUUAGAGAUAAGAUAACAACGGUAUAAGAUUUAAUUUUUAUGUGAGUGAGUGACUAACUGAAAGUGACUGAUCGACUGACUGACCUACCGAGUGAAUGUUUGAGUGGCAGACUGACUCACCGACUGGCUUGCUGACUGACUGACUGACUGAUUGACUGACUAGUUGACUGAAUGACUGACUAUUGCAUAAACAAAUUAUAUUACUACUAUUACUACUACUACUACUACCAUCAUCACCAUCACCACCACCACCAUCACACAAAUUCACCAUCAAAAUCAUUACCACUAUUCUAUUUAUCACAACUAACUACUAUACCCAUUAUCAAACAUUACCAUACCUAUCUAAUUGCUUCUAACAGCCUAAUUGGCCUAUACUACCCAUUUUCCAGCAUCCCGGGGCAUUUCCUUUCCCUUGCCCCGUGCACAGCUGAGCGGAGGCAUGGUGAACGAGGAGCAGGGGCAGAGGGAGGGGGAAGGGGAGGGGGAAGGACCGCUUUCCCCCCACCAGGAGCUAAAAACAGAUGUGGACCGACUCUGUGGCCAGCUGGAGGCGCUGCUGGGGGAGAACAGCGCCCUAGACCACACCCAGCAGCUGCCCGUGACGGAGUUUACGCUCAACCCACGGCGACUGGCAGCGCUCCAAGAUAAGCUGGUGACCAUGGAGCUGAGUGUGGUGCGAGGCGUGGAGAGGAGCAGGCUUGAGAAGUUACUACAAUGCCACUACUUGAAGGAAGCGGCCUGGGACUCAAUGAUCGUCAAAGCUAGAUCUCUAUCGUGUAUCUGCAGCGACGUCAAAGUGAGGAACUACCCAAUAGCAGCACCGGCACCGGGCACGUGGCCAGCUGUGCUAGAAGUUGUGAGCACCAGACUACGAGAGGUGGAGGCGUCGAAGAACAUGGAGACACUGAGCAACAUAGCAAUGAAAGCUGGUGUAUGGAGGAAAACCCUUAUACCUGGAGAGGGCAAGACACCCUCCAACACCACCUCCAGGUCCUUGAUGGGUGAGGGCGCGGUCAAAGGGCUCCUGGAUCUAGACAAAGGGGAUUUCAAGACACCAGCACGCGAGGAGGUGGAGGAGGUGCAAGAUGGGGAGGGGGAGGAAGAGGAGGAGGAGGAAGAGGAGGAUGGGGAGCCUGUUCUUGGGGAGGAUGAGUACAGAAGGCUUUUGUAUCCCCAGGGAGAGUUGACUUGUAGGGGCCGAGUGGAGAAACAGCUGAUUUUGUUGACGUUCCUGACGAGGCGCCUUCGAGAGUCCUUCAACAAGAGGUUCGAUAACGUGCACCAGAGGAAAGAGAAAGUCAUUGAAGAAAUAAAAAGACUCACGAGGAAGAGAAUUCAGCUCAAGGAAGAACUAGCAAGAAUUCGGGAGGAGGGAGAAGCAGGAGGAGGAGGAGGAGAGGGUAGCCUGAGCAGAACCCACAGCAGAGAGGAACAGCAGGAGGAAGAGGAAGAGGAAGAGAAAGGAGAUUAUGAACCUUCUUGGGAGAUUGAAGAAAGACCUGAACUGAUGCUGAGAGUUGAGGAUUCUGAGAUCACGUCAGAGGAGCCUUGGGACGAGGAGUAUCAGCCUUCGCCUUCGUCAGCAGUGCCGCGCCCCUCGCUGCCGCCCUCUCAGUCUCAGGGGCUCGAGACGCCGUCUGAGGGAGACAUUGUGGAAUUCCUCUCAGGGGCGCGGCAGGGCACGGGGAAGCAGGGGAGCAAGGAUGAGGCACACGCUCUUCUGGAGGCGCAGCGGUCGCAGCGGGAGUGGACGUGGGCGGAGGCGCGCGCGUGGCGGGAGUGGCGGGCGGCGCAGGAGGAGGAGGUGCGGCAGAGACGAGCACACCUUACCACGCUUGUCCUGCAGCUGGAGAGAAUCACACCCACUAUUACUAGCCUGCUGCAGGAGUUCGACGGGCAGGUGAUGGCGCUGGUGGACUCCCGCGUGGCCACAGACGAGGCGCUUAUGCUGUACCAGGUGGUGACCUCCAGCCUGCACCGCCGCCUCGUCCGCCAAGACCAGCUGCAGGACACUCUCAGGGGUCUCCAGCAGCAACAGGCACAGGUGGAGGAGAAGGUACAGCAGGCAACGACGGAGGAGUCAAACACGCGGCGGGAGGAGGGGAGGGCGAGGACCCGUCAGGAACGCCUACAGGAGCAACUGAAGGAGGAGGAGGUGGUGUUACGGAGGGCUCUUAUCAAUCUACCCAUAGACCAGUACAAUCACCUGUUGGCCUUGUACAGCAAGAGAGUACAGGGUGGGGGGCGUCACCUGGACCCCUCAAUAGGUAAGGGGGAAGGAGGUGCGUCAGGCCCCCCCACCCCCCUCCGUCUUCCCAGCUACUCCUCCCUCAACAGCCCCUCCAGGAACAGAACUGUCUCUCCCGCCACGCCUGAGAAGUUGAGCGCCGCUGGUCGUGGUUCUGCUCGCCCGUCUCGUCCCCCUAGCAGUACUUCUCACAGUGACGACCUUAGGUCUGUUGAGGAGUCCAUGCCCGAGGGACUGGCAGGAGGCAUCAGAACCUGGAGACUCUUCCUGCGCCACCGUCGCCGCCGUCAGGAGCUGCUGGAGGAGCUGGAUGACGCCGCCGGUAAGAGAGCCUCCGCCACCGCCCACCUGCAGGCCAUGGACGCUCGCAGGACGCAGCUACUGAAGGAGGCGAAGCAGCUGGAGGAGGCCAUCGGGCACACCACGGAGGAGCUGCGGCAGGUGGAUGAGGACGCGGAGAUGGUGCUGGUGCUUCGUGGGCGCCAAGUGAAGGUGGACCUGCUUGCCAUGACCCAGAACCUCAGGCCGGACUUCAUCCACUCCUGUCUGGUGAGGAACGAGGAGCUCAGACGCCUGGAGAACAUGGCCGAGCGGUGUGUUGAGAGUGAGGGAAAGGAAGGCGCGGAGGGCGAAGGGGAAGAGGCGGAGACACUGAGGACACUGCGGGAACAACUACAGCUGGAGGUGGAGUUGGCAAGACAAGAUCUCCAUCACAUCAACACUUUUAAGGUGGGGCGGGACGUGAUCGCGGCGGCAGCGGCAGAGGGGGGCGAGCAGAAGGACCCGUCACACAUGUACGCCUCCCUGCAGCGCCUCCAGCAGCUGCAGGGACAGAGGGCAGAGAGCGCCGCCGUGGCCUCCAGCAAGGUGGAGCGAGAGGUGCGGCGCUCCCGUCGUAGAGUAAAUCACCUGCAGAAGCACGUGGAUGAACUGGCGCGAGAAAUUGAUGAUCUUCAGGCCCAGGUGACGCAAGCCCAGCCCGAGGUGCAUCUAGCCAAGCAGGAAACCAGGCUGCGUCGGGUCAUGGCUUGUAAUGACCUAUCGGCGCAGGUCAGGCAGCGUCACUCCACAAUUCUUGACCUGCAGGCUGAGCUGGAUACGUUAAGACUGCGCACCUUCCCCAUGCUCUCCCGACCCGCACCCCCACCCACCCUCUGACCUCCCCGCUAACACAGGUGUGAUAUAACAGGUGGAAUAUAAUAGGUGAGCUUUGAUAGAGAUAAGUGAAUAGUGAAUUAAUUAACAGGUAAGGGGAUAAGUAAUUAGCAAGACAGGUAAGCGUAGAUAAUAAUAGGUAUAUAGCAAAUUAAUUAGCAGGUGAGUAGAUAGUAUCAAUUAACAGGUGAGGUGAAUAAUUAAUAAGACAGGUAAGCAUAGACGGGGAUAAGUAAAUGAUGAGUCAACAGGUAACCAGAUGAGUAAUUAAUUAGGCAGAUAAGCAUAGAAGAGAAUAAAUAGUGAAUUAGGUAACAAGCAAGUAGAUGGAUAAUUAGUAAGACAGGUGAAUAUAAAAGAAAAUAAGUAUAGUGAAUUGAUUAACAGGUAGGGAGACAAGUAACCGGUAGGGCAGGUAAGCAUACAGAAGAAUGAUUUACUACCGCACUAGUUGACAGGUAAGUAGAGGAGUGAUUAGUAAGGAGGGAUUAAAAGAUAGUGAAUUAUUUGACAGGUAAGACAGCGAGGUAGAAGUAAAGGUAAGUAUGUUAAUGAUGAGAAGAAUGUUGUUUGGUGUUCACUCAAUAAGGAGUAGGUAAAAAAAAAAAAAUAAAAAUAAUAGUUUAAAAAAAAGUAGAUUAUUUAAAAGGUUAAUGAGUAAGUGAUUGAUUCAUUGAUUUCAUUUAUGGCGCCGCAUCAUCGUGGUCAUAUGGCGCCGCUGAAGACGUUCAAAGCAUGCGGCAAAGAUGACAAAUUAAAAGUAUUGAAAUCAAAAACAAAAUUAUGAUAUGGUAAAAAAUAAAUAAAUAAAUAAAUAAAUAAAUAAAAACACACAAAAAAAAUGUGAAUAUAUAAAAUAGGUAGGCAGGUAAGCAGGAAAGCAGGUGUGCAGUAACUUUAAGUGUGGUUAUCAUUUUUUUUUUUUUUUUACUUAUUCUGAACAGAACUAAGAUACACUAUGAUAAAGCUAUUGGUGCAUAACAAAGGGAAAAAUUAAAAUUGUAAAUAGAUAAGUAAAUAGAUAAACAAAGAAAUACACAAAUAAAUUCGAUAUAUCAUAAUUAAACUAAAGCGCAGAAAAGAAAAAAUGAAAAAGAAAAUAAUGAAUGCAUAAAUAAAUAGAUAAAUAAAUAAACACAUAAAUCAUACAUCACGAUUUAACUAAAGCGCAUAAAAAGACGAAUAACAAACAAGUAGAUAAAACAAAUAAACAGAUAGAUAAACAAAGCAAACAAACAUUGUGCAAUCACCAACUGUUAAACACCUGUUAUUUUUUCCUUCUACACACACAUACACACACACACAGACACAAGCCCAAGCCGUCAUCUUACGCAACAAAAAGACAAUAAAACAACUACAUAUGUCAACACAAACGCCUGACAGGACAAACAACACGCUUAAAAUAGCUGAUAAAUCCUUCAUGGGUGCUUUUGAAAACAUCUUAAUCUCUCUCUCUCUCUCUCUCUCUCUCUCUCUCUCUCUCUCUCUCUCUCUCUCUCUCUGUUUCUUCAUCACUCCCUCUCUCCCUCUCCCUCUUCCCAUCACUUCCUCUCCCAAGCAGUGUGGAAAGUCCCUCUCCCUUCACGGCUUUCCCAUUCCAUAUCGUUCACUGUUUUCUUGUUGUCAUGUGGUUCAGGAUAUUACAGUUAGUUCAUUGUUUUCACUUUUACCACUAUUAUCGUUCGUUCAGUGGCAAGGGACUGCGGUAAUAGAUGCAAUACAGCUGGUUCGAUUCCCUCCAUACCCUUAGUUAUUUCUCCGCUCGAAAAUGUCAUGAAAAAUUUCUUCUUACCAUAAGUAUUACUACCACUCUCAUUAUCAUUGUUACGACCACUAAUAAAACCAGUACAAAUAUAAAUACGGAGGAAAUUCACGUGUUUCAACUUACACUACGCACAAACACACACACACACACACACACACACACACACACACACACACGCAUCUGUCGAGAGUGUCCGUGAGAAGGCCAAAAGGUCACACGUAUAUUUUGACACCUGGCUGGACUUCCUCACGUGUUAGGCUCACUCACACCACUUUCUCAUAAACAUCCGUUCAUCAACACCGGCUCCUCCUCCUCCUCCUCCUCCUCCUCCUUUCUCCUCUUCCUCCUCCUACCCCGCCUUCAUUUUCCUAUCGUUAUAGUUUCCUUUUUCCAGAUUUUUUCUUCAAUUUUCUUAUCUUUCUCUUCUUCCUUUUCCUCUUUCUCAUCCUCCGCCUUCUGCUGUUUCUCUUAUAUCACUCAUUUUCGUCAUUUCCUUUCCUUCAUUCCCCUUCUUC